This is a messenger RNA of Acyrthosiphon pisum (pea aphid), 546 nucleotides long. RefSeq lists its product as uncharacterized. Bases 130 to 546 code for a protein of 138 amino acids. The transcript is spliced from 2 exons. NCBI's taxonomy places the organism in Eukaryota, Metazoa, Arthropoda, Insecta, Hemiptera, Aphididae. The record is from RefSeq and is a predicted model, not a curated record.
AAUUAUAUAUUUUAAUUUUUAGAAUUUAAUAAGAAAUCAGAAGUCAGUAAUAUCUUAGAUUCGAACAAAGAUCAAAUUAAUAAUCAUAGACAAGGGGCCAUAACUAAUCUUCAAAAGCAGGCACAAAAAAUGAUGAAGUAUUCUAAUACUAAGUUAACAGAACUUCAAGUAGGAACUACUGUAAGAGUACCUAUACCUGACGUGGAUAGAGCACGUGGCUCACCCCUUAAUCUUUUGGCGGUCAUUGUUGUAUAUGAAGCUGAUAUGUAUAAAUUAUGUACGGAGUAUGGCAUGCUAAAAAAUAGGUUCACUAGAGCACUCGUUCCGUGUCCUGAAAAUAUAUUGAAUUAUGAAAAAACAAUCGCGACUGCCGGAGUAAAAGAAAUUACGGUUCAUGAGGCUGCUGGAUAUGGAAUCGCGGGGUCACAAGGCUAUACAAGAUGUAUUUGCAAAACCAAAUGCAAAACUAAUAGAUGCGCAUGUAAAAAAAUUAAUGUUUUAUGCAAUUCAAAGUGUCACGGCACAACAAAUUAUGAAAAUAAAUAA